Microthlaspi erraticum is the source of this 354-nucleotide messenger RNA. The record is from the annotation of a GenBank genome assembly. Lineage: Eukaryota; Viridiplantae; Streptophyta; Magnoliopsida; Brassicales; Brassicaceae.
AUGGAGUUGUCGUCCGGAAAGUCACCGAGGACGGUGAAUCGUAAGCUUAUUUAUGGAGAUCAAGGGGUAGGAGGAACAGAUGAUAAGAAAUCGCCGGAGAUUAAAGUGGCAACACAAGAUCGUAAAGAUAAGCCUGUCUCUUGUGAUGUUCAUGAGAAUAACGAAGAAGAAGAAGUUGAGGCCUCAGAAACAUCUAGCGGGUCUAAUCACUCAGAUGAAGGAAGGGGAUCAUUUGCAUUUCCUAUAUUGGGACUUGAGUGGAUGGGAAGCCCUGUUCAGAUGCCUAAACUAGAUGAGUUGUCUCCCAAGAAACAGAAGCCGAUUGCUUUAGGGUUCCAAUGCUGUAGAUUCUGA